Quercus lobata is the source of this 794-nucleotide messenger RNA. RefSeq names its product bet1-like protein At4g14600. NCBI's taxonomy places the organism in Eukaryota, Viridiplantae, Streptophyta, Magnoliopsida, Fagales, Fagaceae. The record is from RefSeq and is a predicted model, not a curated record. The transcript has 4 exons. Bases 113 to 478 code for a protein of 121 amino acids.
CAUCAUAUUGCCAAAAACACACGCCCUGGCUAGGCUAGGCUGGUUCCGUUCCGUUAUACGGUUAGGAUUUAGGAAUUGAAUUCUCAAUUCCAAAUCCAAUUCCGAAUUCCGAAUGGCAAAUCCUUAUCGAUCAAGGGAAGGUCUUAGUGUGAGACAAGCUGCGAAUUCCGAUGAAGUCCAAUUAAGGAUUGAUCCAGUGCAUGGGGACCUCGACGAGGAAAUCUCCGGCCUUCAUUCCCAAGUUCGACGACUUAAAUCCGUGGCUCAAGAAAUUGAAGCAGAAACCAGAAUCCAGAAUGAUAUCCUCGCUGACUUGCAAAUGGCAAUGGGUCAAGCUGGGGAAGGGGUGAAAAAUGGCAUGAGGAGAUUGAAUAGGACCAUCACCCAGCACAGUUCAAAUCAUAUCUUGCAAGUGAUUAUUUUUGGACUAGUUUGUUUCAGUGUAGUCUACCUAUUGUCCAAGCUAGCUAGAAGAUGAGAACCUAGUUUACACUAAAAGAGAGGAGCUGCUACGUGUGAAUUUAAAGGGUCUUUUGUAGUCAACAAUUUAUAUCCAGGUAUUAUGAUACAGGUUGUAUGGUAGCACCUCCUUUACAGCUAAAGUUAUGAAGCUCAAUUUUAUGGAGGGUUCAAGACUUUUUAUCCCCCAUUUUGCAAUAUCUACAUUCCUUACGCUUUGAAACAUCUUACAUAUGUUAGCCAAUGCCGAAAAGGUUAUUGUUUUGAGACAUCAACUUAAAAUGGAUGGAAUACAUUGAAAUGUAUAUGAAGACUCAUCUCUGUUCACCUUUUUA